AUGUCGCAACACAGGCCCCGGCCAGCUCUGGCAAAUGUCCCAAGAGUUGUAUUCCAGCCAACCUGGGACAACACCGUCGCGGCGUUGUACCUUGUAAAAGGCACCAUUUUCUUCAUUGCGCACCCAUUUCUUUAUCCACUGUUACAAGCCCGCCUACUCCCAGCAUUUCUCCUCAGUGUGUUUGUGCUUCUCAACCUUUUCUUCUGGACCUUGCUACCCCAAGUCCUAUUUCUCAAGCUGUUCCACCCUGCGGGCAGUGCCUGGGUCAACGCUGUGUUUCUUGUUCUUGGAGAGGGAGCAGCCAUAGUCGCACUACUAUUUGAGUCUUUCUUGGUGGAUGAAUCUCAAGUCGAUAUUUUUGACGCCGUCUUGGUGUACAAAGGCUAUGAAGACCUGGUCCGCCAAUCUCGGCCCCUCUCCGAAGAUGCUAUGAACGAUCCUGUACACCGACUCGGGAAGCCCACACGCCCCUCGGUCUAUGCGCCCUUUUCCUUUCGUCAGAUCGCCGAGUUCAUCCUCCUGCUGCCUAUCAACUUUGUGCCGUACGUUGGCGUACCGAUAUUUUUGUUAUUGACGGGCUAUCGGGCGGGCCCGCUUCAGCACUGGAGAUACUUCCAGCUUCUAGGCUACGACCGCAAGCAAAGGAAUCUUGCCAUCAAAAGGCGACGAUGGCAAUACACUUGGUAUGGGACAGCGUACUUGUUCCUGCAGCUUGUGCCGCCAUUCAGCAUGUUCUUUCUUAUGACAGCGCCUGCAAGUUCUGCUCUGUGGGCGGCUGAUCUGGAAAGACUGCGCCGGGAGCGGGAGGUGAUUCCGGGCCAGGCGCCACAAUACACGGACGAACCGGAUGCGACUAUCUGA
This is a messenger RNA of Bipolaris zeicola 26-R-13, 861 nucleotides long. RefSeq lists its product as uncharacterized. The record is from RefSeq and is a predicted model, not a curated record. Lineage: Eukaryota; Fungi; Ascomycota; Dothideomycetes; Pleosporales; Pleosporaceae. Gene Ontology annotation, cellular component: ascospore wall; lipid droplet; prospore membrane. The transcript is spliced from 4 exons. Bases 1 to 861 code for a protein of 286 amino acids.